Racocetra fulgida is the source of this 355-nucleotide messenger RNA. The record is from the annotation of a GenBank genome assembly. Lineage: Eukaryota; Fungi; Glomeromycota; Glomeromycetes; Diversisporales; Gigasporaceae.
AGUCAUACAAAUUGGAAAGAUGUGGUAUUUGAUACUAAGUCGUAUUUAGAACGUUUCGAUAAAAAUGAUUUGGUGUAUUUGACUGCUGAUGCUACCGAUGUGAUAGAUGAAUUAAAUGAAAAUAAAGUUUACGUAAUUGGUGGAAUAAAUCUCUGUUAUGAUAAGGCAAAAGAAGAAAAUAUUGCAACUGCUCAAUUACCCAUCGAAAAUUGUAUUAAAUUGACCACAAGAAAGGUGCUCGCGAUUAAUCAUGAUUGGCAAAAAGCUUUUCUGGAAGUGAUACCUCAAAGGAAAUUCAAUGAUGAAGGAAAGAAAAAAAGGAGGAUAAAAAAUGCCGGUACUAUUGACUUAAAAG